Caenorhabditis sp. 36 PRJEB53466 is the source of this 4415-nucleotide messenger RNA. NCBI's taxonomy places the organism in Eukaryota, Metazoa, Nematoda, Chromadorea, Rhabditida, Rhabditidae. The record is from the annotation of a GenBank genome assembly.
AUGUCCAGAAAUCCGUACUAUUACGCAAGCAAGGGAAUGAAAAAAGAGACGAAGGAAAAGAGCCCGAAGGUGAAUUGCAGCCAAACUCCUUUCCCAUUUAUUAUGUUUCAAUUCAGAAAUCGAAGCAAAAGAAGAGCACCGUCGGCGUUGAUGUUCCUGUUCCGUUCUCGCAACAGCCGUCGUCAAGCGGUUCCGCUUCGACAAAGCAUCGAACUCUCCGUGCAACUUACAGCAACCCUGGCUUUGUGGCAUCGAGUUCGAGUUCGGUGAGCUCCGGCCUAUCCACCAGAUCCGGGAGAUCCGCUUCCAUCGCUUCGAGACCGACUACGCUCAGCGGAGAAAAACGGAAGAAGGGAAAACGUUCGAACGAUGGCAAGACAAACGAUCAAUCUGAUGAAGAGAAGAGGGAGAAGAAAGAGGUAAGAAAUUAUUUAUUUUGUGUUUCUGCACUAUUAUCUCGUUCUUUUUUCAGAGUCCGGACAGUCUCAACGCCAAUUUCGAUGCAGAAAGUCUCGACGGGCGAAACCAGAAAGGACCACGAUCCCCACCGGGUGGUGGAAGCGCUGUCCGAGUGGUCGACGUUAACUACUUUUUCUUCGAAGAGAGCCUUGUAUGUAUUCCGGUACCCUCGACUUCUCAUAGCUUGAUCUCCUUCUAAAUCAGACUUGCAACGGGUCGCCAUGGCCAGGCCCGGCAAGUUUCAAUACUACCAUAAUUUCCCGAAAAUUUGUUCAAAAGUUGGCGGAGCGAUAGAUCCCUUUAGAAAGUUUGCCGCACGUUUUUUUUCUCCCAAAAAAUUUGUGCGGUCCUUGGCAGCAAACUCUUCGGCGCGGCCCGCAAUCUUGCAAGUAUGUUUCAAAUUGCUAUUCUGACCAAUAUUCGAGAGGGAGAACAGAAGGCUUUUCACUUUUUUGACACCUUUUCCGCGUUUCUCCGCCACCCAUACCUUCUCAACCCCUCAUUUGGAUAUUCUCGCCAUUGCCCGCGAAAGUCGCCUUGAAAAAAGGGAAGCGGAGAAAGGAGAGAGAACGAGAAAAAGAGCAAAAAAGAGUUGAGAGUGGAGAGUUAUCAGAUAGCUAAACCAGGACAUGUUUUCAUUCCUCUCCGCUGAGCCUUAUAUUGUAUCCGUUGUAGACGCGACAUUGUAGAAUGGUGGGCGCCAUGUUAUUUUGUCUGUUUCCGUACCUUUCAAAGUCUGAAAUCAAUCUCUCUUUUACUUGUUUUUGUGGUCGUUAGGUGAAUGGCACUCGCCCGCUCUCUUAUUAUUUCAGCCUGAUCUCUCCAAUUUUGUUUUCGAAGACUUUCUGGGAAUGGGAAUAUGUUCAUUACAUUUGUUCUUAUAAUUAUUUACAGAAUCGAAAAUUUUCCAAAUUUGCAUUUUCCUUAAACAAACGGCUUGAGAAAGUGGCAAACGUCGGUUUGCAUUGUCGUUCGGCGGCGCGCACUUUCCUCCAAUGCGUUGGCAAAUUGUCUGCGUAUCUCGCCACCGCGCACUAUCUCGCUCUCUUCUCGGCAGUGUGUCGGCCUCUGGUUUUGCCUCGCUCACUCUCGACGAUCACUGCCGGUUUUAUUCGAUAUGUACAUAAUAAUGCACUGCCCCGUCCGCUUUCGCCCACCGAACAGAACGCCUUCCUGUGUCUCCCUCUCCCACGUUGUGCUUAUUGAUUUUCUCGGUCUCGGAGGACAGUUCAUCUCCUCCGCCGGCGCCGCAAACUACGUGUUUCUUCUCUCACCGUCUUUCUUUCUUGUUCCUUUCCUCGAUCGAUCGAUUCCCCUUCAUUGGUCUUUGUCUGUUUGUACCUGUUCACAACGCCAUUUUACAGUUUGGCCUUCAACGCGCCGCCGCCAUGUCCGAUUUGUUCACCGGAAUAACCACGUCGCUGAAGAGCACGGCAUCGGCAAUCACAAAAAACGAAUAUGUGCGCAAAGUGACCGAGUCCAUGUGAGUUGUCUUUUCUAUCUUUGAAAACGCUGUAAAGUUGAAAAAUUACUCGACCGAACGGAAAGUAGGCUGCGAAAUCAGUUUUUCUUGCUCUUCCGGGAAAACUGCGGGAAAUGGGAGCGAAAAAGUGUAAAUGGGAGCAGAAUCGAUACUCGAAAAGAGGGAAAUGCACUGAAUGGGCGGCUUAAUUGAAAGAUUGGAAGGCGUCGUCUCGGCCGGCUCUCUAACCCGCAUGUUAUGCCCUCUGUCACCUCUUAUUAGACACCGCAAUGCGUUUGGAAAGACGUGGAAAGAAAGCCGAAAGUCAGAAGACUUCGAGACGAUUGAGUUAAGAGAUUGGCGAAACAGCUGUGCUCACUUGAGCUUUGCCUGUUUUGAAUCACGUGAAACACCACUGUGUCGGAACUAAACGGUUCUGUUGAAAAAAAGCCGAUAAGUUCUAGGAACGACGCGAUUAUGAACUAUUCGAAAGCUGAGAUGGCGGUUCGUGAGGCAACCAACGAGGAUCCGUGGGGACCGACGGGACCACAAAUGAAGAAAAUUGCCGAGUACACGAAAUCGUGCGUAACACCAACGCUGUGAAAUAUAACUAGUGGAAUGUUUGCAGGAGAUACAUGGAAGACUUCUACAACGUGUUCACCCCCCUCUUCAUGAGAAUGCUUCAAAACAACAAAGAUGCGUGGAGACGAGUGUACAAGGUAAUAAGGGAGAAAAGACGUAAAAGAAUGAAACCUGGAUUUCAGAGUUUGGUCCUUCUUGAUCACCUGCUGAAAAAUGGAAGUGAGCGGUUUGUAACCGAAGCGAGAGACAAGUCUUAUGAGCUACGAAGACUCGAGAGCUACAAAUUCGUUGAUGAGAAAGGAAAGGAUCAGGGAAUCAACAGUGAGCGAUCCGAUUUGUGCACACCCGUUCCCUAGCGGUUUCUCUUUUCAGUCCGUCAUCGUGUCAAGUUGAUUCUGGAGUUGCUCAACGACGACGACAAGCUGCAGGCGGAGCGUCAGAAGGCGAACGCCGAUGACAAGUCCAAGUACCGCGGCUACGAUCAAUAUGACAUCAAGAGCGCCGCGAGCUACAACAACAAGACCUUCGACAGCAACAAGUGGGACCAAGGUUCAUCAAAGAACGAAUCGAACAACUACAACAAGAAGGACAGUCGAGAAGUGUCCAAUUUCUCGUUCACCUCGUCGAACAACCGAUCCCCGUCGCCGGAACUUGGAUUCGUGGAUGAUGUGAGUUUAAUGGAUUCUGAGCACGUAAUGGGAGGAAAACGGAAAGAGGUACAGCAAAAUGACUACGCACUGCGUUUGGUGAGCACAUUUAUGCCGAAAUCGAUACGACACAUUAGCCACGAAAACGAAAAUGUUGAUGUGUUGGCUGUGCAUGGAAGAAAAUUGAGAAAUGGCCGGGUGCACAUGCACACAAUUUAGUCGAAAUGUAGGCUCAUAGCAAAGCGGAGGACCUCUUCUGAAUGACCUCUCACCAGUUUGAGCGCUAAAGCACCAGGGAACCCUCCGAGUUGGCGGCUCUAUGGCCCUUUAAGAGUCUCGCUUCGAGAAUGAGCAUCGGCUUUGUUCAUCGACACGGUCAAACAUAGUUGCAGAACAAGAAGAAGGACGAAGAUGAGGAUGGUUUCGGCGACUUUGUCAGCUCGCGCUCGUCGCAACCGGCCAACAAGUCCAAGUCGAUUCCCAACUCGUCCAAGAGCAGCAACUCGUUCUUCGACUCUGUUCCUUCGAUUGCACCGCCGUCGGCCAAGUCGAACUACGUCGCUCCGCCGCUUUCUCCGGGUGAGUAGCUAGAUUGGCUUCAGAGCUUGAAGGUUUUUUAGCCACCACCUCGUCUUUAUCAAGUAAACAAUGAUAUUUCAGUGGGAAAGAAGGCGCCGAGCAACUUUGAUCUUCUCGGAGGAUUCGAUGCGCCAGCACCGGCACCAACCACUCAGAACAACGUUGUCGGCGGAAACAUUGACUUGUUUGCAGUGAGUGACGUUGAAGAAAACAGAAAAAAAAUGGUGUUUCAUUCCAGCAACUGGCCUCGCCGGUUGCCAAAGCGGUUCCAGCUCAUGUGGCGGCCCCGGUUGUUCAAUCAUCGGGAGGCUUGGAUCUAUUCGAUUUUGGUGCUGCGCCAGUGGCUCAAACUGCUCCGGCACAAACCACUAACGGUGGGUUCAGUGGAUUCGACUUUGGAUCUGGUUUUGGAUCGUCGUCGGCCGCUCCGACAUUCGGAGGAGCUCCAUUGCAACCGGCCAUUCCAACUCAGCAGCCACAGAUUCAGAAACAAUUCGAUCUGGGUGGUCCCUCCCCGAAGGUAACCUACCGCAAUCUUAUGUGUCGGUAAAGCUUAUACUUUUUGAUUUCAGGUUGGAAACUCGUUCGCUGGUCUCGAUCAAUUUAUGAAUCUGUCGCUCAGCUCAACUAACUCGAACGCUCCAAAAGCCAAAACGUUGAACGAGAUGAUCGGAGGGAACAAGUGA